AUAGCUCAGUAAAAGUUGAAGAAGCUCCAAAACCAUCUGUAACAAAUGAGGCCGUUAAGAUUUCUCUCAAGGACUGCUUAGCAUGUAGUGGAUGCAUUACUUCAGCAGAGACAGUAAUGCUUGAGAAGCAGAGCCUAGAUGAGUUUCUUUCAAACAUAAACAAAGGCAAGGUGGUGGUUGUCUCUCUUUCCCCACAGUCUAGAGCUUCACUUGCUGUCCACUUCAACCUUUCCCCACAUCAGGCCUUUAGGAAAUUGACAACUUUUUUCAAAUCCUUGGGUGUGAAUGCUAUAUUUGAUACAAGCUCCAGUCGAGACUUAACUUUGAUUGAAUCUUGUAAUGAGUUUAUAGAACGUUAUAAGCAAUCCCAAAUACCAGGUGUGGAGGAAUCAAAGUGGCAAUUACCUAUGAUAUCUUCUGCAUGUCCAGGAUGGAUAUGCUAUGCUGAGAAAACACUUGGAUCAUACAUUCUUCCUUUCAUUUCCUCAGUCAAGAGCCCCCAACAGACUAUUGGUGCUAUUGUUAAGAAUUAUGUAUGCGAAAAACUGCACACUAGGCCUGAGGAUAUAUACCACGUCUCAGUGAUGCCUUGUUAUGACAAGAAACUUGAAGCAUCACGCGAUGAUUUUGUGUUUAAUGUGGAUGGUGAUGGUGAAGAAAUUACGGAGGUAGAUUCGGUUUUGACUACGGGAGAGGUUUUAGAGUUGAUACAGUCAAAAGGAAUUGAAUUUAAUGCCCUGGAAGAGUCUCCAUUAGAUACAUUGCUAACAAAUAUUGAUGAUGAAGGACAUCUGUAUGGAGUUCCUGGGAGCUCAGGAGGAUAUGCAGAGACAAUUUUCCGUUAUGCUGCUAAAGAAUUGUUUGGGAAGGAAGCUGGAUAUCCUUUGAACUUUAAUAUCAUAAGGAAUUCAGAUUUCCAAGAAGUUAGUCUAGAGGUGGAGGGAAAAAGUUUUCUGAAAUUUGCACGGUGUUAUGGUUUCCGAGAUCUGCAGAAUGUGGUUAGGAAAAUCAAAACGGGGAAGUGUGAUUAUCAAUUCCUAGAGAUCAUGGCAUGCCCUUCAGGGUGCUUAAAUGGUGGUGGUCAAAUAAAACCGAGGGCUGGGCAAUCUGCAAAAGAUCUGAUCCAAAUGUUGGAGAAAGCUUACAUGGAAAAUGUAUGUAAAUUGUUUGCACCUGUGUUAUAACCUUGAAUAUUAUGGUUGUAUAUAUUUAUGUGCUUUGCCCAUAUUUUGGUUCAGUUAUAUAAUUGAUUUUAACCCCCCCCCCCCCCCCCCCCCCCCCGCAUAGGCUCUGCUUAACCUAUGAUAAUCAAGUAUUCAAGGGAAUGGAACUAUACAAGGGCAAUAGCCAGAGCUCCUAAAAAUUCUGAGAUUUGGAACAUGUGCUCUGCCAUAAAAAAUAUAUCAUCAUAUAAAGUUUUGUUGUAAACAUUUUCACUUAAAGAUAAUGUUUGUUUAUCAAACUGGAGUGGGUCGAAGCCUGGUAUAGACCAACAAAGAGAGUUAAACUUGGGCGGAGAUAAAAGAGAGGCUUAAACCCCAAAGAACCUCUUGUGGUUAUAUUGUUCAGAAUAAUUUCAUUUUUUUUCAAUUAUAUAAUGCGAGAAGAAACAUAUUUGCUCUUGAACUGUAUGAUUAUUAUGAUAGAAAACAUAUGAACUCCUCAACAUUUUGAGGAACAUAAAAGUUGUAGAGUUGGAACGAAUAUACUGUUGAACAGUACAGAGUAUAUCAUAGAACAGACAUAUCCCUUCAGGUAUUGGACAUAAGGGUUUAUUUGUUCCAAGUUUACAAUUUUUGUGUUAAAAUUUUCUAAAAAGAAGUUGAAAAGUAAUAUUUUCUCUCUUACAUAUUCGAGGGCAUAUUUGUUUCUUAUCCAUUAUAUAUAUACACUGAAAAUGUUACUUGUAUGAGCGUUUCAUUUUCUUUUGUAUUAAUAUGGAAAGUGAAUAACUUUCCAUAUUAAUAAUUUUAUUUUACUUGAUAUUUUCCGGGAUCCAUAUUGGUUUUAUUAUUGAUAAUCUAUAUAAAAUUCAUAUAUACCCUUAAUGUGUAAGUCUUGGUAGCCAAUCCAUCAGAGAACCCCAUCAUUAAGGGACUGUAUAACGAGUGGCUUGAGCGUCCUGGUUCAGAAAAAGCCAAGAAGCACAUUCACACCCAGUACCACCAUAGAGUUAAGAGUAUAACCUCUCAGUUGCAGAAUUGGUAGUGAUGAUGAAAGGUAAUAUGUCACUGUCUGUCUUUGCUUGUCAUUCAACACAAUUUUGGUAGUAGAAGUGAUAUUCAGAAACCGUUCUGCACUGUAAAUAUCUCACUUCAUGACCCAUCAAAUUUUCUGUAAUAUAUUUGAGUUAUAACUUAUAGGUAUGUCAGACACGGUGAAACUGUGUGUUCAGAAGUAUUGAUGGCAAACGUUAGUAUCUGCAGUUGCAUUAAAGUUAGUCUUGUGUGUAUGUUGUGUAGUGAUUGCUAAGAUUACUCAACCUCAACUAUUCAGAUCAUGGAUUGGAGUA
Molecule: messenger RNA, 2512 nt
Organism: Cuscuta epithymum
Lineage: Eukaryota; Viridiplantae; Streptophyta; Magnoliopsida; Solanales; Convolvulaceae
Source: the annotation of a GenBank genome assembly